AAAUACCUGCAUAAGACUUGCCGGCUUUGGAAUAUUCGAAUCAUUUCCAAAGUUUUUGUUGUGCGAAUCCAAGUGAAAUAUGAUUUUUGAAAUUUUCUUCGCGUUUGUGUUGGUUGUGUGCGAUGCCAAACCUGGUUAUUCCGGUUCAUCAAAUGCCGAAAAUGAAUUAGGCCAUGGAACAAACACAGCAGGUGCAGGAGGAAACGCAUACGGUUACUCCGGAAGUUUUUCUGGAGAUGGGGGCUUUCCUGCGGGAAAUAUUCCCUCUUUUGUGCCUUUUAUUCCGCAAUUUGACUUUUCCUCGUUUUUCGAUCAGCUGAACAGGCAACAUCAGGAAUUCAUUCAACAUUACGGUGGUGGUGUAGUUUCCUAUAGCCACGCUUCUUCUGGACCUGGUUCUUCUGCCCAGGCACAAUCAUCUAUUGUGUUUGAUAGCAUGCCUACCACAGGGAUACAGUCACUUGCUCAGGCACAAGCGCAAGCUGGAUCCUCGGCCGGAACAGGAAAUGUUGGCUCAGGUUAUCAAGGAAGUCAAGGACCAGCUGCAAGCGGUGCUGGCUACGGAAGCGGAAUUGACUUAGGAAAUAGAGGAGGAUUUGUGGGCGGCUAUGGAGGCGGAUUUGGCGGUCCUGAUGGGAACAGCUUCUCCUUCUCAGGCCCUCUUGGAGAUAGCGGAUCGGCAAUAGCGAGCGGCUCCAUCGGACCGACCGGAGUUCAUCAAACUGCAUCAGUUUUCCCAGAAAAUCCGAAUGCGCCUAAUGUCAAUACACGCUUUGGGGGAGAAUCAUCAGGAGGAGACGGUGGAGGAUUCAAGAGUGUCUUCACUUCCAGCAAAAGUGUCAGUUCCAAUGUGGAUGGGAAGCCCCAAACUUUUCGUCAGGCCUCCACCACUGUGAAUGAUAAUGGAAAAGUCACCACCUAUACAGCUCACAAUCCUUAGGUUGUGAAUAAUCAUGAUAAAAAUUAGUUCUACUCGUAUUUUGGUUUCAAUGCUGGGUUCUUUUUGAAGAAGUGUUCUGGAACCGUAUUUUCUAGUUUUGUUAUUUUAUUUGCAAUAAAACCUCUAGAAAACUGA
Dendroctonus ponderosae (mountain pine beetle) is the source of this 1075-nucleotide messenger RNA. Its product is annotated as keratin, type I cytoskeletal 9. NCBI's taxonomy places the organism in Eukaryota, Metazoa, Arthropoda, Insecta, Coleoptera, Curculionidae. The coding region runs from base 80 to 940 and encodes 286 amino acids. The transcript has 7 exons. The record is from RefSeq and is a predicted model, not a curated record.